Messenger RNA from Serpula lacrymans var. lacrymans S7.9, 3495 nucleotides. RefSeq lists its product as uncharacterized. Gene Ontology annotation, molecular function: acid-amino acid ligase activity. The transcript is spliced from 10 exons. Gene Ontology annotation, cellular component: cytoplasm. NCBI's taxonomy places the organism in Eukaryota, Fungi, Basidiomycota, Agaricomycetes, Boletales, Serpulaceae. The record is from RefSeq and is a predicted model, not a curated record. The coding region runs from base 46 to 1608 and encodes 520 amino acids.
CUCGAUGGUGCCCUGUCCGAUCCUGCAUCCCUCGUCGGGACCUACAUGGACAACGUCCCUCUCAGCGUUUACAAAGACUAUCACCCCUUCGUUUCCCGCCUCUUCGAGGAGCCAUGUACAGUGUCAAACGUGGAGAAUUUGAUGGCACCUGGUAUACCUUACUUUAUCGCCCAUUCCUCGGGCACGUCCAACGGAGUGACCAAGCAUUUCCCCAAGUAUCGCCACCCUGAACAUAUGUCGACAUCGACGGCUGGGACGAUGGCAGCUUCUAACCCCGUUAGCAAACAUGGCGGAAAGAACUGCAUCGCGUUCUCGCUCGGACAUCGACAGGUUGUCCAACCGCUUGACCAUGAGGGGAACAUCGCCAGACGGAUACCUGUCUGUCUUAUGUCCACGGGCACCGUCCGAAUGCACAAUGAUAUGGCUGUGGAACGUGAUCAAAUCUACCAAUCAAUAAGGAUACCCAACAACUCGUCCCCCCUAGCAGUAUCGUACAUACCCAACUAUAAAUCUUUCCUCUUCAUGCACGCCCUCUUUGCAUUGCAAGAACCCAACAUGGAGCUCAUCAACACCAUGUUCAGCACCAUUUUCCGUGACUUCUGUCGCGUCAUCGAAGAACAAUGGGAAACGCUCGUACAGUGUAUCGAGGACGGUAAUGUUCCAGAAUUGGAAGCUACCGGGCCGUUUAUCGAGAACCUCAGGAGAUUAUUUGGAGGGCCCAACCCAGAACGUGCCAACUAUCUCCGGACCAUCGGUAAAGCUACUGAUGAGCCAGGCUGGCUCAAGAAAAUAUGGCCUGGCCUACGCACCAUAGUUGCCAUCUCCAGUGGUCCCUUCAUCACUGUGGUCCCUGAGUGCCACCAUUUCAUUGGCCCAGACGUCGUUAUGCAAACUUUGGGCAUCAACUGCAGCGAGGCAUUCUUGGCGCUUGCAUAUGAUAGCCGUGACCCGAGCCUUUAUAAGGUUGUAGGGUCGGACGAGAUCAUUGAAUUCUUGAAUGUUAAUGAGCCUGAAGAAGCAAAGAGCUUGACACAGACGUGGAACGUCAAGUUGGGCGAGAAGUACGAGGUGAUCUUGACUACAAGAGAUGGAUUCUGGCGAUACCGCUUGAACGACGUGAUUGAAGUCGUCGGGUUUGAUCCUACCGAUGGACAGCCCAUUAUACAUUACCUUGAGCGACGAAAUGUGCACAUCCGUUUAGCAAACGAAAUCACGACUGAGAAACAGAUUCAAGGAGCGAUAGCUGCAGUCUCGGACUCUCUGGGCUACGUUUCUGAGCUCUGUGUCUCCCCAGACUAUCGUCAGACCACUCCUCGCUAUGCGUUCUACCUUGAAUUGCAACAUAGCCCUGGAUCCGACGCCGAUCUCGCCCCAGCCAAAAUGCACACCUACCUUCAAACGCACAACCAAAACUACCUCAAAGACAGUCAAGCCGGCAAAAUAGGAGUGCCGAGUGUGCACAUACUGCGCAGAGGGACGUUUGGGGAGUACAGGGAGUGGAAGGCGCAAGUGACGAACUCGGCAUCAGGGCAGAUCAAGGUGCCGCUUGUCAUUUGGGACGAGGAGACAAGGCAGUGGUUGAGCAAGAUGGUCGAAAAGGAGUUCUAGAGGUGGUGCUGUUGUGUGGGUCGAUGCAUGCAUUUGCAUUGCUUGAACUUUUUUACCUUGGCCUAUUCGUUUAUCUUUGGAAAAAAUUUCGGUCACCUAAACAAGUACAUUAUACCAGAAGAUUUUAGAAACAUAAAACAUAUAGUAUCUAACUAUGUUAUUAUACUUUGUCUACCAGGAAAUAACCCUAGUUUUGUCCAAAGUACAGUGGUGGUCAAAAAAUAUCGACUAUAGCUGGUUUUUAUACAACUACGAUGGCGACUAGCAUCAGUAUUUGGUAAAUGGCUAAAACCACAAGUGGAAGAUUUGGAAUCCGCAUGUUAAGGAACGUUGACUGACAUGAUAAACAUUGUAUGCGUAAAGGUUUGAGUAGGGAGUAAAAUCAUGGAGAACUUGGAAGUCAUGUAAGAAGAGAGUUGAUUGCAAUUUUUCAUGAACGAGAGCAAUUACAACGGGAAUAAUUAGAAUAUGACAAAACAGAACAGUGUACCCAUGCUUCAGCUUGACCUACAUAAACUGUCUAACACGUGCAUAUCCGACGAUCAACAAAAAGAUUUCAUUGCGACAAAAGAAAAGGUAAAGAGAUACGGGUACAACUUUCAAACUGUCACAGAUGGAGACCACACGUUUGACGUUCAAACCAGGGCUUUUACCCCCUCCUCCCAUUCUUCUCUCGGAAGGCUUCCGACAGCUCUACAGACAGGGCAAGAUACCUCCACCUGUGGGUCUACUUUAUCCUCCCCACCCCAGCCAGCGACACGCUCUGCACUGACCAGGCACGAAGGAUGGAAAGUAUGCGGGCACACGCUGGUACUACCCACAGGUGCACCCUCUUCUUCACUGUCCUUGAGCAAAGGAUGGAUCGCCACCUGCUUCAUUAGCAACGCUGACAGUUCUGGGAAAGGAUCUUCGUCAGAUGGCCCUAUGCCACAGCUCAUAUCGAAACACCGCAGUCCUGCCUCACGCUCUUUUUGUUCGACGCGCUGGCGAAGUGAAGGGCCAGGUGCGGAAGGGAGCGUCCAUGUCUUCCGUUCACGACGUGGAGGCAUCGGGCGUGUAGGACGAGGGAACGGGUUGAAAAAGGCUCCACCGUUGAUAUGAGCAUGUGCUCGGGCUUGGGCAUGCGCCUGAGCUUGUGCUUGUGCUCGCUGUUGAGCUUGUGUCCAAGCGUCUGCUUGCGUUUGAGACAAACGUCGGGGACGUGGAGGAGAUUGGGGCUGAGUCUGAGUCUGAGGCUGAGGCUGAGGUUGAGAAUCACUUGGGGCAGGUUGCGACCCAGGGGUUCCAGGAGCCUGCGCUUGGAAGGCAGGCCGGAAUGGCAUUGCUCCAGCAAAAAAUGGAGGAGGGGCAUGACCCUGCAUACGCGUUACAAUCGGGGGGCCAGUAGCCCGUCCAUUGCGGAACAAACCUUCCACAAAUGAUCGGAUCUCCUCCAUCGAGGGUCCUCCAGCUGUUUCGUGAGGUGCAUCAACAAACAUGUCAACGCCGACGGUCACAAAUUCACCUAAUCGUCUCCCCUGGCGUGCACCAUCGUCUGGAGCAUUAGGGGCGUCUGGAGGAGGUUGAGCAUUCUCUGUAGGAUGUGGCUCUUCGGGAGCAGCUGGCAUAGGCUGUUCCAUAGCUGGGAUUUCGAAAGCGUCUAUUUCGACGUCUGCAGAUUCAUUUGGAUGUUCUAUUAUAUUUGUAAUUUCCUCUGCCAUACUCUCUAUAGAAACGGGCGGGCUUUCCGAAGGGACAGCAGGGGCUGGUGCGGAAUCAGUAUUCGUUGGAACGACACCUGCAUUUUGUACGUCUGCGUUGGCUACAGGAGCUGAUUCGAGAGGAGCAUCGUCAGCGACGGGUGCAGGUACAGAUUCUGGCGCAAGUUCGGGUGCAGAUUCUGACGUU